Messenger RNA from Acanthopagrus latus (yellowfin seabream), 6468 nucleotides. Its product is annotated as E3 SUMO-protein ligase CBX4-like. Bases 3471 to 5252 code for a protein of 593 amino acids. Lineage: Eukaryota; Metazoa; Chordata; Actinopteri; Spariformes; Sparidae. The record is from RefSeq and is a predicted model, not a curated record. The transcript has 5 exons. Gene Ontology annotation, biological process: negative regulation of DNA-templated transcription.
CCAGGAUUUUUGAAUGUAAAAAGAGGUGACUGUUAAAUGUCCUUCCUUCAUAAUAAUCUUUAAAAUCAGCUUCUUUUUCUGUGAUUUCCUGUAGACUUCUCCUGUCAGGUGUGCUGUAUUUACUGAGGGGAAAUGGUCAGCUUCAGCAAGUCUAUUCAUGUAAUUAAGUCUGUUUCAGCGGUUUGGCAGCUCACAGCUGCUCUAUAGAACAGACACCUUCACUGUUCUGAAAUACAGAAAGAAGACAGUGAAGUCAGAAAGGAACAUUCGUAUUUUUCCAGAGAAAAUCGGCCUAAAUAACCAAACAGCACUCACUGAACUUUGCAUUGACAGAUGGCCUGAGGAGGAGAUUAGAUGGGAGAUAAAUAUGAAUGCGCGUUUGCAUCGGAAUUAUCAGAAGACGCCGGACCUGCUCGUUCGCUUAAGUGCGUCACGUGCUUGGGUUUCGGGUUGCUUGCGCUUUUCUUUCUUUUUAAAUAACUUCCCCACACGCUGUUCUCUUGACAGCGAAAUAUGAUUUAAUGGCUCGUGCUUUCAGGUGGCUGAAUGAGCGGAGGCUCAUUUGGUGCUGAAAGUGUUCACCUGCUGAUUUCCUUUUCUUUGUUUCUUUUCUUUUCUUUUUUCUUUUUUCCCCCUUUGAAACAGCGUGAGGCUGAUGGUUGGCGGUGCCGCUCAGGUGAACUUUCUCUGCGUGUACCAUUAACAACACGCGCACGUGCUGCAUCACAUUCCAUCCGCCCCUGGAGCACGUGCCAUGUUCCCACAGCGCUUACAUUUAGAUCAAACUGUCGCGUGGACUCCCUGAGAGUCAACCUUCACGGCAGUCGUCAGCCCUCUUGCCCGUGGCUUUAGAUGUGAUAUGUGAUCAGGUGAGAUACCAGAUGUGAUAACACUGUUAUCUGUGAGCCCAUCAUGCGGGCUGAGGAGCAGACAGGUGACAUUUGGACGCAGGCGUGCUCGCCUGAUAAGGCUCCGUGGCCGGUGUUUAUUAAGAGGCAGCCACCUUCCAUCGACCCCCCGCUCGGGUCCUAAUGAACGGGCGUGUUACUCUCGCUCGUCGCUAAUUUAGGAAUGACGCAGCUGAAUUAGCAGACUCUGUGCUUGGCGCUGCGCCCCUGUGCGCGCGCGCCGAAGCUGCUACGCGCGAGCCCCCGCCACGCUGCAGAGAGAGAGAACCAGUGAAGAAGAAAUUGAUCAUCUGACAGCCGGUGUGUUCGCGAAACGCCAUGCAAAGAAAAUACACAAGAGUGAAUGUGUCUGAGUGGUUUAUUUCAUGUGACAUUUCGCCGCCGAUGUGCGCUCAUUGCCUUAUAAGGAAAGACAGUCGUGCCUUUCUGCAAUAGGCCGAGCGCCGCAGCCUGCGGUAACCCUGCACUUUAACCCUUCAGCUGCUGAAUUUUAUUUGGUCCAAGCGAAUGAAACAAUGCAACGAGGGAUGGUUGGACAAUUUCACGUUUUUAUUUUGAGAGCAACACAUCGAAAUCGCGCCCACGCUGCAGAUAUAGGCGUAAUGAAUAACAAUUAACAGCUGGUUAUAUGAGCCAGUGGCAGUUAACACCUGGACGCGCGAUUUGUGAGCCUGUUCUUUGUCCGCCAGCAUUUUGAAAUAAUUUGUACUCGAGCGCAACCGUGUGCGCAGGGAUUUUCUGGCGAAUCUGAAGGUUUUGUCUGAUCUGUAGAUCAGGCCUAAGCUGGUUCAUUCCGUGAGUCAUGUCUGCGCGCUCUACGUGCCGAGUGAUAACGGAACCGGCUGGUGCCUGUCCUUUCGGGGGCACCGCAGUCAGAAAUAACCCCACUGGAGUCAAAGCCGGCGGGGUUGGAGGAUGCUGACCUACAUCGGCCGCCACACAACCAGGGGGCUAUCUCUUAACACCGCGAAAUCCGCCAGAAAAUCCCCGCGACACGGUGCCAUCUGAGAUGUCAUCUCGUUGUGUGACCUUGACUCAGAGAGGAUAUGGAAAUCUAUUCAUUGUAAUGCGCAUAACAGCGGCCGAGCUCUGGCCGCAAUUUAACUUCACACGGGCAAUGAUUCAUGGCGCAUUAUCAUCCAACAGAGGCGGCUCUAUCCGAUCCUUUAGAGCCAUCGGGUGGAAUUUGUUGUCCUAUUUCACCAGGAUUCCCCGUGAUAGACGAGGCCUUGUUAUGUUGGCGGUGAUAAAUCAGUGUCUAACAGGCUCUGGCCCUGACGUUGGUUGGGCCUGCCGUGAAUUUUUUUUACAUGGAAGAAUUCGUUUUUGUGGUAUUGGUUGUUCAGAAUGACAAGUAAACCCAGCGCGAUGAUGCGCCCCGGCUCAUGAAUACAUGUCGGGCCGCUCUGUGGGUGGUGCUCAGCACACAGCAAAAUAUGUCCAAUGACGCCAGCCUGCUUGUGUGUUAUUCAAAAUACAGCAGCGAGCCGAAGGCCUCGCCGUGCUGCCACAUUUGAGUUGGUGAGCAGCACACUGAGGCCAUCACGGUCCGGAAUGAAACACUCUUCUUUCAUAGCACCCUCUUGCAGUUAGAUCUCGCCUCACAUGCAGCCACACAGGAGGGAGAUGUGUGUCGUUCAGGGUCUCACCUCAGCUCGUACUUUGGAGAACUGCAAGUCAUACAUUGAUUUAUCGCAAAUUGAAUCGCUUUCGUCCGGAUAGAAGAAAGAAUAUUUCUUAUGAUUAUUACACGUGAUCGCAUUCCUGAGUAGUUUGACGUAUAUGUGGGUUUUUAUUUACAACAAGACAAAGGGUGUCAUCAAACACCAGUACACUUUCUUAGACACAGAGAGAAAACUGAGUGACUUAAAAUGGUACAAGUCCGGACGCCCUUUCUUAUACACGUGUGAUGUAUUGCCACAGCAAAAAAGAAAAGGCCAAGUGUAUGUUAAUUAAUAAGGAUUAAUAAGCUAUGUAUCGACAGAAAUGAAAGUUGAAACAUGAGUUCACGUACAUUUAAAAAAUACCACGAUACAAAUGUAAAGCUCAAAUAAAACCCAGCUAAAGUAACGAGUAAUUAUUUUUAAUUUAACAGACUACAAACCGUUGUUGCAAUGGAUUCCAUACCCCACAUUAAAUGUCACACCUAGCUGUUUCAGUUUGAUAGAAACACGGACCAUUCCCGUAUGACUAAGAGUUCUGUUACGUGUUCAUACCCGAUUGCAGUCGUGAUUCCCCUUUGUUCCGACAGCGCCUGAAAGCGGCGCGGGAACAGCCCCCGCCCCUAUUACCUCCCCCUCGUCUGACGUCACGCCAACGGCUAUUUGCAUGAAGUGUUUUCUAGCUGCGGCUCCAACUCGCCUGCAGAACGAGUCUCUCCGAGGGGGGAAAGCGAGGGAAGAGUCGCAGUGAAAAUAGGAGGAGGAGGGGGGCUCUUGUGUUUCACAUCAGAGGAGCAGCAGGGAGAAAAAAAAAAAAACGUCCCGAAAGCGAGGAUAAGGUGUCGGAUAGCGAAAGCAGAGGGAAAAUCGACAAGAAGAGCCGCUUCUCUCGCAUCGGAAAAUGGAGCUACCCGCCGCGGGAGAGCACGUCUUUGCGGUGGAGAGCAUCGAGAAGAAGCGCAGCAGAAAGGGGAGGGUUGAGUAUCUGGUCAAGUGGCGAGGAUGGUCUCCAAAAUACAACACGUGGGAACCAGAGGAAAACAUCCUGGACCCAAGGCUGCUGGAUGCUUUCCAAGACAGGGAACGUCAAGAGCAGCUGAUGGGAUAUCGCAAGAGAGGACCCAAGCCCAAGCACCUUCUGGUUCAGGUUCCUUCUUUCGCCCGGAGAUCCAGUAUUCUGGCUGACCUCCAUGAAGCGUCCCUGGAUGAGGACAGCUGUCAGAAAACCGGCCCCAUCCAGAUGCUCCGUCCCCAGGGCCAGCAGUACCAGCUGAACAGCAAGAAACACCACCAGUACCAGCCACUGUGCAGGGAGCGUGAGACCGAGCAGCAGGCCAACGGCAAGAAGUUCUACUAUCAGCUCAACAGCAAGAAGCACCAUCACUACCAGCCGGACCUCAAGGUGCAUGAGCCCAUCUUUGCUAAACCUCGAGAGGUUAAAGCUCCAGAGCUGGCCAACAAGGGGUACAACCUCCCCCCAGUGCUGCAGCAAAAGUGGGUCCGGGACAAGGACUCCGGCUGCCUGACCAAAGUCAAGGAUAUUACGAUGGAGCUGAAGAAGCUUCCAGCAGAUCUCAAUUGCCACAAAGAUCCAGAGAAGGUCAAACCUAAAGAGGACGCUUCACCACAGUCUAACGGUGUCAGCAACAGCAAGCUAAAGAUCGUGAAGAACAAAAACAAGAAUGGGCGAAUUGUUAUCGUCAUGAGCAAGUACAUGGAAAAUGGAAUAAAAGCGGCAAAGAUAAAAAAUGGAGAUUCUGAAACUGUGGAAAAGCCAUCACAAGGUAUUGACACCAGCUCAGAGAAGCACCUUGAGAAGAUGAGACUCGUCAAGAAGCUCGGCCUCAUGAAUGGAUUUGCAAAAACCCCCAAAGACAAACCAACUGUUCCCACUUCUGGAUUUAACAGGGAUUGCCCCAAAGAAAAGGACCAGUCCCCCAAAAUGGAGCCGACUGUGACGGAACAGGAUAAACAUGUCGAGGUCAGGGGUCAGGGGCAGCUUCCAGCGGAUCAGCCUUUACAAUUGACAACCAAGCCUAAUCUGCUCUCCCUGCCCUUGGAUAGGGGAGUUCCCUCCUCUCUGGACAAAAGAGGGAUCCAAGGUGGAUUUCAAGGACUGAAGCGACACCUCUCUGACACGGACGGUGAGGGACAUGGGAGUAGUAAGAGAUUCUUGAGUUCCAGGAGCAUCAGCACUCCUAGCGCUGCACCUUCACCCACCCAAAGCAUCAGCACCCACCAAAACGGACACCAGAGUCACGUUGAACUGCAGGACUGUGGGUAUGCAGACCAAGAGGAACCUAUGGACUUGAGCAUUGUCAAGUCCAGGCCUAAGGCUACUGAGGCUGAAACAUACACACAAGGGGAACCUGUAACACAAGCUGAAACACACACACAGGAUGAAACACACACACAGGAUGAAACAGACACACAAGCUGAAACACACACACAGGAUGAAACAGACACACAAGCUGAAACACAAACAGACACACAGACAGAGCCUCAGACUGAAACACAACAGACUACAGAGAAGGACAAAGUGGACACAUUGUCUAUUUCUAACCACGAAAAGGGAAAAGAGGAGACGUUUCCAUCUUUCCAGCCUUUCCUUGGGAAUAUAGUGAUCACAGACAUUACUACGAACUGCCUCACAGUCACGUUUAAGGAAUACGUAACGGCAUAACCGAUCUGGGUCCCAACUGUAUAAAUGUACAUGAGAUAUAUUUGUAUUUUCAGAUGCUUGAAUGUACAAAUGGAGCCUUGAUGUUGUUUUCAUUUUGUAUAGUUCCGUUGAAAGAAGAUCUUUUAUUGCGUUAUUUGCAUAUUUGUUCUUAUAAGCUCUACCUGUUGUUACUUCUGGAGACUUUAUCAAGUGCAGUAUCUAAUUUCAGCUAUUUCAAACUGAGUUUAAACAGCAAAAUUAGGUUAAAGACGCUCUUAACACUUGUAAAUACUCUCCACUUUUCUAUGGAUGUAAUUUGAUUAUACACUCAGCUGUCUGUCUCAGAUAUUGUUCAACAAAUGGAGGCUUUAUGGAGAAUUUUGUAAGGAAGAAAAAUUAUAUUGAAACAUGGUAAAUUACACUGUCUGUGCGUGCGUGUGUGUGUGUGUGUGAGCGAGCGUGUGUGUGUUAACAGAUGGACAGAUUUAAACAAGGAUGCAUGCUGCUUGGACAGAUUAUGCCAUUAGGCAUGCUUAAACAAGCGGAUAAAGAAAAAUGAAGCGCCUAUCUGUCGAUAAAUGAAAUUUGGAUUGCUGAAAGGGAAAAUGAGAUUGUUUUAAACUGAAAGAUUAUUAAUGGCUAAUGUUCGAUAGACGCUCUUUUCAUUUGAUCUCUGUUCACAGCUCAAGUGUUUGUUGAUUCAUGCAUCUCAAGGUCCGAUACAGAGCACAAGUCACUUGCGUUAAGACAGUCGAUUUUACAAUCCUGCGACUGUUCAAUUUUAUGUUUUGCAGGAACGCAGUGACUAAAAAUGCCAUUUUUCAUUUGAAUUAUAUCAGUCGUAAAUCUGUGUUAACACUGCCAGUUGAGCUGUGUAAUCCCACAGAUUAGUCCCACCAGCUGGGUGCUCUAUGAAUCAGUUUUUCAUGUUUCUGUUCUCUGGCACCCUGACAUGUUUCGCCGUUCUGUGCUGGAUUGAAAUCCCUGGCGUCACAUUUUUGACUAACUUUUGCAACAAAAGCACACAUUUUUUGUCACGAUCAGCUCUGUCCCCCUGUGUCAUACAUGCCCACCCCCCUCCAGCACUUUUUUGAUCUGAGGUGCAUUGACCUACUCUGUGAGAACGUUGAUCAGAUGCACUUUGGAUGUUUUGUGUGCAGACUUUAAAGAAAAAUACAUUUUAAAAAAUGACGGUUUCCAAUGGUACAUUUUGCAAUAAUAAAAUUGUUUGCAAGUG